CUAAUUAAACCAGCUUGUCAUUUACUAACUAACUUGCUUAUUUACUUACUAACCAAAUAAAAUAUAACGAAUUUAUUUACUUACUCAUCACAACACAACUAAAAUACUAACGAAAACCAUCGUUUUUUUACCAUCCUUUCUCCUCAAUAUUUAUUUAUUUAAUUCGUUAUUUAUUCUUAUAUAUAAAGCGAGAAUAAUAUUGGCGCAUAGGGUGCAAAAGAUUUAGGCACAGGAAUAGCCUAGUGCAAGAAUAUCACAACUUUAACUCUUGAUUUAUAUUAUUAGCUAAUUAAGCCAGCUAGUCAUUUACUAACUAACUUGCUUAUUUACUUACUAACCAAAUAAAAUAUAACGAAUUUCUUUACUUACUCAUCACAAAACAACUAAAAUACUAACGAAAGCCAUCGUUUUUUUACAAUCCUUUCUCCUCCAUAUUUAUUUAUUUAAUUCGUUAUUUAUUCUUAUAUAUAAAGCGACAAUAAUAUUGGUGAUGAAGGUGCAAAAGAUUUAGGCACAGGAAUAGCCUAGUGCAAGAAUAUCACAACUUUAACUCUUGAUUUAUA
Messenger RNA from Tetrahymena thermophila SB210, 563 nucleotides. RefSeq names its product kinase domain protein. The record is from RefSeq and is a predicted model, not a curated record. The transcript has 2 exons. The annotation marks the transcript as partial. NCBI's taxonomy places the organism in Eukaryota, Ciliophora, Oligohymenophorea, Hymenostomatida, Tetrahymenidae.